This is a messenger RNA of Zerene cesonia (dogface butterfly), 4869 nucleotides long. Its product is annotated as ABC transporter A family member 4-like. The record is from RefSeq and is a predicted model, not a curated record. Gene Ontology annotation, biological process: lipid transport; transmembrane transport. Bases 1 to 4851 code for a protein of 1616 amino acids. The transcript is spliced from 31 exons. Gene Ontology annotation, molecular function: ATP hydrolysis activity; lipid carrier activity; ATP binding. Lineage: Eukaryota; Metazoa; Arthropoda; Insecta; Lepidoptera; Pieridae. Gene Ontology annotation, cellular component: membrane; intracellular membrane-bounded organelle.
AUGACAGUGGAAGAGAAAAGACCUCUCCACAGCCGAUUUCAGAGGCAUUGCGGCACUUUAUUUUGGAAGUCUUAUCUACAAAGACAUCGUCGAUGGCGUAUACUAGUAAUGGAGACAUUAUUUGCCCUCUGCCUGUACUGUGUAUCGGUAUACAUCGCCAAGCCCGUGUUCAUGACACCCAUAAAGGCGAUACCAGAGCCUCCUCUCACGUCAGCUGACAUCAUAGCGUCUCUUAACACUCAGAAUAUAUUGGGAUAUGCGCCUAACAUUCCCCCCUAUACGUAUAUUAUGAACAAGGCUGCUGGGCGAUUGGGUGUCGACACUAUGAGUGCAUCGACCGAGGAUGACCUUAACAAUAUGCUGUACAAUCGGUCCCAGGGUACUCCGAUAAGUAACCCGAUCAUCUGGGUUAUUUGGAAGCUCGAGGUUAACAGAAUGUGGAGGUUCAGCAUUCGGAGUACAGAGCGUGCUCGCUAUGCGACGAGGUCAGAAAACACGGUGUCUCAUAACCCUCACCUCAGAAGUGGGUUUCUGGCAGUCCAGCUGGCGGUCAGCGAAGCACUGUUGGAAUAUGUCAGUGUUACACCACCGUCGUAUGAGUUAAGUCUCGUAUCCAUGCCAGUAUCUCCGCUAAUGCAAGAGAACAGAGUGAGGCAGGCUAUCUCGGGGAUACUCCUUUGUUUUACGCUCGCGAUGCUGCCACCCGUUUUGGAAACUCAAGCCCUCGUUGUGAAGGAGACUAUCAACAGAUUUAAGCGCGCCCUCCGCCUCCGUAACGUGGACUACUCGUCCAUGUAUCUCGGCUGGCUGGUGUACGCCUACCUCACCGUGCUGCCGGUCUGCCUGCUCGGUAGCACGUGCCUGCUGCUGAUUUUUAGAUGGAUACAUUUGCUGUACAGCUUCAUCAUCCUGCUGGCGUAUGUCUCCGUCAUGAUUAUGCUGGCUUUGAUCAUGUCCAUGUUUCAUGACACAGCAUGGGUGGCUAUCGUAUGGACGACACUGUUCACGCUAAUGCAGACGUUCGUAGCUGAGCUGAUCAUCCACCACCAAAUAGACUCGGCGCAUCCGGCCCUCACGUUCCUCCUGCACGUCAUCAUACCGCCUCUGGGGCUGCAGCACGCCAUGAAUGAAUUCGCCUUGCUGCAGACUGGACAGGAAUGCCAUGCGGAGGGGCAGUCGAUGAUAUUUACGACAUUUUUCUGGCUUUUCAUGAUAGCCGCGUAUUUCAGUGUGUUGAUGUUGUUGCAACGGACAGUGAAACAGAUAGCCAUAGGUGGCGAAGUCUCGUGGAAGUCGGUCCUCUUCAAGAAAAUUGAGGACAUCAAUAUGCUGCAUAGAAUAGAGAACCCGACAGGCCGAGAACGAGACAAACUACAAGAGGUGGACGAAUUAGUAGCAAAGGCUAUAAGUAUGCGGAAUGUGUCCAAGAGUAUCAUGGAUCGUCCGGUUCUUAAUAAUAUCACGUUGGAUAUUUACCGAGGCGAGUUUACCAUUUUGCACGCGGAACUUAUACAAGUUAAAAUGAUGACCACAUUCGAGGAUCUCAUCACGGGAUUGACUCUUCCCGACAAAGGCAGUAUUAACAUCCUCGGCGAAGAACUAAGACCUGGACUGAAUCUAAUGUCAAUGCAGACGAUGAUGGGCUACUGCCACCGGAGUGAAUUUCUCAUUGACGAUUUGACGGUGGAAGAGCAUUUCAUAUUAUUUGUUUCUCUUUGCCUUUGGAACGAAACAAGCCAAUACGUGUCGGAGUAUGGACAUUUGAGGUCUAAAUAUCUCCUCAAAGAGUGCAACUUGGAGGGAGUCAAACGGGAGUACAUACGGAACUUGGAUGGAUAUUACAAGGGCCAGUUGUGUUGGGCGAUUGCCAUGCUUUUGGAACCUCGGAUAAUAAUCAUACCUCAUUUCACUGGGAAUCCGCAUUACACGGCGGUAAUUAAAGAUAAAAUUAUGCAAUACAGAAAAUACAUCACUUUGAUAAAAGUGAGUUAUGCUAGCGUGUAUAUGGAGUACGCAGAUCGCGUGUUUAUUUUUGACAACAGAUCGUUGGUUUUUGGCGGCACUCCCGCUUUUAUGUUUUUCAAAUAUGGUCGUGAAUACAGACUUAGAAUAACAUUUAGAAAUAAUCGAUACACCGAAGGGAAGGAUGAGUUACUAGAUAAAGCAUCAGAAGUGGGAGCCACUGUGAGGGCCCAUUUGGGCACCUUACUGAUAUUACGAGUCCCGACCAGACCGACAGCGAAAGUGGCAGAUUUUGUUAAAACCAUGAAUGAUAAUGCGUCUAAAUACGGCAUUCUAUCGAUUUCUAUCAGUAUUGCUGAUUCUGAAGAAGUGUUGUCAGCACUGAUAGCUGGGGUGUUCAUUGGUCUAUCGCUGUCGCAAGUUCUAACUGAUAUAGAACACGAUCGAGUUGCUAAGAAGAUUCUACACGGUGAGAUUUUAACAGUUGAAGCUUUAGAACAGAAAACGACAUUGGUGUUACAAUCCGACAAUUCAAGCGCCGCUCAGUCGAUAGCCAAUGCAUACGUGUUAUCUGAAACAAACGCAACGGAAAAAGAAAUUGAAAACAUGGCAUACACCGCCCUACAACAUACAGAAAGCAUCACCGAAUAUUUGGUAACUAGAGCUAUAGACUCUCCCCAGCAUUACGUAUAUAUGUUCGCCUAUGGUAUGGAAGUAUCGUCUAUUAAUGACAUAAUCUCGAUUAAAGUGUUAUACAGUCCAAUCCAUUACGACCAUGGAGCAGCAGCGCGAUCCUUAGCUCGUGUAUACAUGGCGUUGAUAAGACAUUACACCGUGUCUCUGGACGCCACUAUCCAGGUUACUGAUGACCCACUGGCGUUGGAUCUUACACCUUGGGUGAAAUAUGCAGAACACCCACCCAUUUUCAUACAAUUCCUGCUGAUUUUAACAAUAUCACACAUGAUUCUGAUACCGUCUCUGGAGAGCGGGUUUAUAAGACAUACACAGUGCUACACCAUAAAUUUCUCUCCUCUACGCUACUGGUUCUCCAUGUUCAUAUGUGAUCUCAUACUCUAUUGGAUGCUUGUAGCCGUUAUGUCUGGGGCGAUCGUUGGAAUCAUGACUUUAGUAGCUCCCUUCUAUUUCGGCGUGUCUGAUAUAGCAAUAAUAACAGUGAUAUUGGCGGUAUACGGAUUCGGUUGUAUACCUCAAGCCUAUCUAUUUAGCUUAGGCCCACGGGCCGCGCUGAAUUCGAUGAUUUUCAUCAUGGUUAAUAUCGUAUUUGGUGAAACUACGGUAUUAGCUAAAUUGUUUUACGGCAAUGCCCUUGAUUAUGCCCUAAAUUUCCUUAGUUUUUCACCGCAAUUCAAUAUGGCGUACGCAUUAAUUAAGAUUAAGAAAAUAUUUCUAUAUAAUAGCGAAUGCAAUAUAUUCAAACGGCGGAAUCUCUGUUCGUCGAAAACUCUACACAAGUGCUGUCCGAAAUGCGGCGUCCUGCAGCAAUGUUUCUCAAAGCAGUAUUACCUUCUCAACGCGCCAGGAGUCCGCAUGGAGAUAUUUGCGAUGUUUUCUAUAGCUAUUAUUUUCGCAACCAUUCUGCUCACUUGGGAAUACAAAUACAUUCAAAGGUUCUGCUCUUACGUCAUUUGCAAAUGGAUAUACAUCGACAAAAAGGAAACCAGUGUUGAAACAUUGGGCGUGAUACAAGAAAAGGCUGACGUGGUGAACAAAACUAUUGAAAUGAGAUCUAAAACAUCAAUCAAAAGGGACACUUUUGGAGAAUAUCUACUCGCAUCCAAUAUGUCCCAACGUCACUACGGGAAGUAUGUCAUCCGACAUAUUAAUUUCGGGAUUGGCAGGGGUGAAGUUUUGGCUCUAUCUGGUCUACUUCAUCACGGAAGACUGAAGCUGUGCGAGCUGCUUGCAGGUUUAAAAUUGCCCAACGAAGGUCGCCUAUGGAGCAUGUCAAAAUGGAGUUUGGAUAGAAAUCCAUACCAGUAUAGUCGACAAAUAAGUCUAAGUUGUCGGCACAACCCUGUGCCCCACUGGAUGACUGUGUACGACGCGCUUGCUCUCAUAGCAGUGCUUCGUGGAGUGCCAAGAUCGGAUGUCAGAAAGGAGAUCAGCAAUUAUAUUGAUGCUCUUGAACUGCAUAAUUUCACAUACAAGCUUAUUCAGUACUUGGAGCCCAACGAACAAACGCGCAUUCAUUUCGCCGCGGCGGUGAUUGGAUCUCCACCGGUUAUAAUCCUCGAUGAGUGCACCGCAUAUCAGAAAUACUCUGUGCAGCGCGCUAUGUACUCGAUCAUCCAUAAUUUGAGAAAACGCGGGCAUGCUAUAUUUAUUUCUUCUAGCAGUGUUGAAAGCCACAUGCCGGUCACGAACCGCUUGGCAAUAUUUGUAAAUGGCCGCAUCUACGACAUCGACUACGUGGACAAUCUAGUAACGCGCUACAGUGAUAAAGGGUAUACCGUUGUGGUACAUCUAAAGAAUGAUAUCGAUAUCGAGAGAAUGUUCUCGAACUAUUUCAAGACGUUUGUUAUCAACGAUGUUACUGAGGUGCUCGCUAACGUUCAAGUUUUAGAUGCCGAUUUGACCUGGGCAACGAUUUUCGAAAAGAUGGAAAAGCUUCAAGCUGAAAACCAUAAUGUGUAUUCGUACGUUGUAUCGUCUGUACCUAUAGACUACAUAUACAAUAGCAUAUUAAGCAGUGAAUCUGGCCAGGUGGAUGAUGUGGAACCAAAGUCUAUUUUUACAAAAUAUUUGUGUCAAUCAAAGCCGAAGAAAAGACCAAAUAAACAUGCCCUGGCGAAAUUAAGACCGUUUGAAAAGAAAUACUCCAUAACCAAGCUUAAAGAGUUGCCAUGGUCUGUUAUUUUCCACAGAUAAAAUAUUAGAUGAAGAAGC